CGCCUUGUCCGUUUGGCUCGGGUCGUGAUUUGUCUCCGAUUGUGCUUGUGUGACCUUCCACCAAAAUCCCAUUCCUAUUUCUCGUAUCCCGAAGCAAAGCAAGUAGGAGUACUAGGAUCACCGCCGAAGCAAUGGCGACGGCGAAGGGCACCGUGCGGUGGCGGCAGGACGGGGAUCGCACCCGGGAAAACCUGCAAAAGAGGAUCAGGUGCCGCCGAGACAGGCUCCUCCAGGACGCCUGGGAGAUCUCCGAGCUCUUCGCGCCCCACCUCGCCAUCCUCGCCUUCCCCGCCUCUGGCAAAGCCAAACCCCUCCUCUUCGGCAACCCCACCCUCGACUCCGUCCUCCGCAACGUCCUUGUCGACGCCGACAUAGGGGCCGAGACGGCGGAGGAGGCCGCGGCGCGCGUGGCGGCGAUGAGGCGUGAGGUGGGGUCGAUCGAGGCGCGGGUCGCGCAGGAGGAGGCGCGACUGCGCGCCGUCGCGGUGAAGGUCAAGGCGGCGCAGGAGGAACAGGGGAGGGCUCACUGGUGGGAGGUGGAUGUGCACGUACUGGGGGAGGCGGAGCUGCCGGAGUUCGCCACGGCGCUCGAUGCUCUCAGGGCCGACGUCCUCCGCCGCCUCACCGAGCUGGCCGAAGCCCGGAAGCCACCGCGGCAGCAGUGGUAGUGGCUUCGCCGUGGGGAUCGGCGCACGGAUUCGUUCAGUCCAUCAGUGCACAAUCGGUUAUCUCAUGACUACCUAUCAACGUCCAAAAUGAAGGUGCAAUCAGAAGAUUUAGACUUGGCAUUGAAGUUAACUCAGCUAUGUCAAGUGGUUCAUCAGCAGCAACAUGUUCGAAAGGAAACUUUUUGUUCUUGAAAAGAAAGGAAACUUUUAUUUUCGUCCUGGAUAUUUGCGUUGCUGCUCGUCUUGCCCUUUACGAAUGGUGCAGCAUGUUCGAAAGGAAACUUAUAUUGGUUCCGGAUUGUCCUACUUCGUCGAAAAUUAAUUCGGCAUCAAA
This is a messenger RNA of Aegilops tauschii subsp. strangulata, 1002 nucleotides long. RefSeq lists its product as uncharacterized. The record is from RefSeq and is a predicted model, not a curated record. Lineage: Eukaryota; Viridiplantae; Streptophyta; Magnoliopsida; Poales; Poaceae.